GGUUAUCUACCUGUCAUGUGACCUGACACGGAAAUGGCUGCUGUGCACGACGCACAGUAGGUUAGCUCCGCUCGGUUCUGUUCGGGGUCAAUGGACGGGUUUGUGGAGGUUGCAGAGGCUGACCUUUGACCUGUUACAGGGAGGCGCGCGUGUCAGACUAGGCGCGCUGUAAGGGUUUAACUAAGAACGGACUCUCAGUGAGUUUACGUGCUCCGUCAGCCCCGCCGGCCCUAUCUCAUCGAAACUCAGGUGUCAUGCCGGUCCUGGCCAUGGCGGAACCUGCAGUGGAUCAUCACAAACGCUUUCAGACUGCUGUUGACAUCAUUCACAACCUCCCCAAGAAUGGUUCCUAUCGGCCCUCUUACGAGGUGAUGCUUCGGUUCUACAGUCUGUACAAGCAAGCAGUGUUUGGACCAUGUCAUGUUCCCCGUCCCUCCUUCUGGGAUCCAGUGGGUCGAUACAAAUGGGAUGCCUGGAGCCGCCUGGGAGAGAUGAGUCGAGAUGCAGCCAUGUCGGCGUAUGUGGAGGAGAUGAAGAAAGUAGCUCAGGAGGUCAUUGACACAAUGCCGAUGAAUGAGACCGCAGCAUCAUUCUUCCACUACUUUAAGCCUCUCUACCAAGUGAUUGAUGACAUGCCAAGGCCUCCAAGAUCUCUGUUUUCAUUCAGGGGAGGUCCUGAUGGCAGUCCUGAUGAUCCAGCAGAGAUGGAAGCUUCCAGUGGGACUGGCUCCAGCGAGAAUGGCCCUGCUGAAGUUGUGGAGCUCACAGCCACGAGGGCGAACGACGUGAAGGGGACUGAGGGAUUCACACUGACCAGCGACUCUGAGAGUGAGGUCUUCUGUGACUCUGUGGAUACAGUGGAGCAGCUGUACGGCACCAAGGUUCUGCUCCUCCCAGCCAACAACCACACGUCUCCGCCUGUUCAGAACCAGCAUUUGCAUGGACUUGCACAGGGAAGACGUGUUGGAGCCGGUCAGGGUGGAGAGAGAGCUGAGGACAGGAAAGGCCCGGGUCUGUCUCGGAGGGGUCAGAACUCUGGCCAAGAUGGUUCCCACUACGGCUGGAGAGAACGGGAUGUUUCUCAAGCAGCCAUGAGGCGAGGAGGCUUAGGUGGUGGUGGAGGUGGGCAAGGUGGAGGUGAUGGUUUUGAGGGUGGAACAGAAAGGCAGGACACCCACCUGCAGCUGCAGAUCACACUUGCUCUGCAAAGGCUCAGGCAGGACAUGAGGAGUGUGAUGGAGCGGCUGGAGGCAGUGGAGAAGCUCGCCACCUCACAGGCACAGGGUGCUAAGUGGAGGACAUGUGUUCAGUGUGCCACAGCUGCUCUUCAGCAGACGCCGACCUGUGACCUGCUCAUAGGCUGUGUCCUGUCGUUCUCUCAGGAGGAGUCUUGGUGGCCAUUGGAUAUGUCCCCUCACACCGUGCUGCUCUUCCUGCUGUGGCCGUUUGUCGCUCAGGGUCUGGUUCUCCUGCUGAAAAAAGCUCACCAGAGGAGCCGCACAUUGUCAUGAGAUGAACAGAAGCUCUGAAGAAGCUCCACAUCUCUGCUGUUCUAUGGAAGGACACCCCAAUGUGGUUUUCAGAAUCCAUGGCAGCACAGAACUGAACCCCAAUCGGGUCUUGACACCUGAAGAUGGACCUCCUUGGUCUGAUAUGACAUUUGAUUUGUCUUCAUGUCUUGUUUGAGUGAAUGAAUGACUGGGAAUAUGAUUGUAUGAUAAUGUUUGCUUUUGGAAAUCCUCUAAGUUGCAGAAAGCCCCAGCAGGUGACAGCCCUUUCCCUGUAGAAUGGGGUAAUAAAGGAUCUCCUUACUGUUUGGA
This is a messenger RNA of Oryzias latipes (Japanese medaka), 1820 nucleotides long. RefSeq names its product acyl-CoA binding domain containing 4 (gene acbd4). Gene Ontology annotation, biological process: fatty acid metabolic process; pexophagy. Gene Ontology annotation, cellular component: cytoplasm. Gene Ontology annotation, molecular function: fatty-acyl-CoA binding. NCBI's taxonomy places the organism in Eukaryota, Metazoa, Chordata, Actinopteri, Beloniformes, Adrianichthyidae. The record is from RefSeq and is a predicted model, not a curated record.